AUGUCUGAGAGGGCGACGCGGUCCGGAGGGGCCGCCCGGCGUUCUGGGCCCCAGUCCCCAUCUCCUAUCAAGUCUCUGCGGAGAUCCCAGCGGAAAUCAGGCUCUGCGCUCCCCAGCACCCUCCCUAAAAUCUGGCCACAGGCGGCCCAUGAGGCCUCGGUCAGAAAGCCCAUCGUCUUGAAGAAGAUUGUGGCGCACGCGGUAGAGAUCCCAGCUGUCCUGACGCCUCGCAGGAGCACUAGGAUAGCUUUUUUCCUAGAGAAAGAGAACCAUCCUCCUACCAAGGAACCUACUAAGGCAGACCUCUUCAAGACGUGCAAUGUGCCUGUCACCCCGGCUACCACUCCCAUGCUGUUAGCCCCGAGUAGCCAGUGCAGCCCCAGGAGGGGACACCUGGAUGCCAGAGACUUGGAAAUGGCCAAGAAAGUCAGACGAUCGUACAGCCGACUGGAGCCCCUCAGCUCCACCUCCACCCCGGGCCGCCGCUCCUGCUUUGGCUUUGAGGGGCUACUGGGUGAAGAUUUGGCUGGAGUCUCGCCUGUGGUGGGCGCGAAGUCAUUCGAGGUCACUGGCGUCCACGUGAAGCCCUGGGCCCCGGACACAACUCUCCCUGGAAUCUCUCCCCCAACCAUGAAAGAGAAACGGAAGAAGAAGAAAGUGCCAGAGAUCCUGAAAUCAGAGCUGGAUGAGUGGGCCGCGGCCAUGAAUGCUGAGUUUGAAGCUGCUGAGCAGUUUGAUCUCCUGGUUGAAUGA
Orycteropus afer afer is the source of this 753-nucleotide messenger RNA. It is a transcript of the gene CDCA5, whose product is annotated as cell division cycle associated 5. The coding region runs from base 1 to 753 and encodes 250 amino acids. The record is from RefSeq and is a predicted model, not a curated record. The transcript has 6 exons. NCBI's taxonomy places the organism in Eukaryota, Metazoa, Chordata, Mammalia, Tubulidentata, Orycteropodidae.